AUGAAGAUUUUAUUGUUAUUUUUAGUCAUUGUAGUAAAUGUGGUGACAGGGGAUUUGCCGUUGGCUUUGCCUUGUGAGGCAGAGAAAUGUGAACUACCUGAAUGCCGUUGCUCCUCAACCAGUAUACCUGGAGGACUGGCAGCUAAGGAAACUCCACAGUUCUUCACGAUAACAUUCGACGAUGCCAUUAACGCAAUGAAUAUGGUUACGUACCGAGAAAUUCUCUAUAACCGUCACAACAAAAACGGCUGCAAAGCGGGUGCCACGUUCUACAUCAACCAUGAAUACACAAACUACAAUGCGGUCAAUGAAUUGUACAACGAAGGCUUUGAAAUCGCCUUACACACUAUCAGCCAUAGAACUCCACAGACUUACUGGGCUGAAGCCACUUAUGAUACUAUGGUCCAAGAGCUGGUAGACCAAAGAGUCUUGAUGGGCCAUUUUGCUAACAUACCAUAUGAUGAAAUGAAAGGAGUACGUAUGCCAUUCCUGCAAAUGACAGGGAAUUCCAGUUUUCAAGUUAUGGCCGAUUUCAGAAUUAUCUACGAUGCUACUUGGCCUACAGUGACUUCUCUGAGUCCUGGUCUAUGGCCGUACACUCUUCAUUACGCUUCAACUCAAGAAUGUGUGAUACCUCCCUGCCCAACCGCUUCUAUUCCGGGACCCUGGGUAAUGCCUAUGAUCAGCUGGUUGGAUCAAAAUGGUAUCCCUUGUCCGAUGGUUGAUAGUUGUUUUUUUGUGCCAAAAUUAGACAAUGAGGACGAAUGGUUUGAUUUCAUCUUGAUUAACUUUGAAAGACACUACCACGGGAACAGAGCUCCAUUUGGCUUCUACAUUCAUGAAUGGUACUUAAGAUUCAAUCCAGCAGUGAAAAGAGCUUUAGCCAGAUUUAUGGAUCUAAUCAAUAGCUUAAAUGAUGUUUUCAUGGUCAAUUCCAUUGAAGUUAUCGAAUGGGUUAAGAAUCCUAUACCGACAGACGAAUAUCGUCGGAAGCCAUGCAAAGUUACUAAAAAAACAAAUUGCACUAGCCUAACAUGUGGACCUUUAAGAAGUGACCAUAAUAACCUCGACUACUGGAUGGAAUCUUGCACGUCGUGUCCUCGAACUUAUCCCUGGGUAGGGAACCCACUUGGACAGUAA
This is a messenger RNA of Bombyx mandarina (wild silkworm), 1140 nucleotides long. RefSeq names its product chitin deacetylase 8. The record is from RefSeq and is a predicted model, not a curated record. Gene Ontology annotation, biological process: carbohydrate metabolic process. Gene Ontology annotation, molecular function: hydrolase activity, acting on carbon-nitrogen (but not peptide) bonds. Lineage: Eukaryota; Metazoa; Arthropoda; Insecta; Lepidoptera; Bombycidae.